AUGUCUUCCCAUUCCGACUCCCAGCAGCCUCAGUACUACAGCGUUUGCAAAUCAGGGCUUCCUGGUACGAAAGACUACAGAGUGUAUCUGCACGAAUCGGACAGAUUAGUCUCGCCAUGGCACGAUGUUCCUCUCUACCUGGAUCAGAAACAGGGACUGGUGAAUAUGAUUGUUGAGAUACCGAGGUGGAGCAACGUUAAAAUGGAGAUCACCAAAGAUGAAUUUCUCAAUCCAAUCCGGAUACCCGUGGAACUAUGGGGCUCUUCCUCAGACAUGGGAAGAUCCCAAUUGAAAGACUCCAACACUAGCAUCCCGGGAGACGGCGACCCCCUUGACGUCUGUGAACUCGCCGGCGACAUCGGCUUCACGGGCCAAGUCAAAGCAGUCAAAGUGCUCGGAGCAUUUGCCGUGAUUGAUGAAGGCGAGACAGAUUGGAAGAUUGUCGUCAUUGACAUGGAAAACCCAGCUGCAGAGCAAAUAAAUGAUAUCUCCCAAGUGGAAAGGCAGAUGCCGGGGUAUUUGGGGACGAUGAAGGAGUGGUUCAGGGUGUAUAAGGUUCCUGAUGGGAAGAAGAAGAAUGAUAUUGCGUUGAAUGGGGAGAUUAAAGGGAGAGAGUUCGCCUUGAAUCUGAUCGAACACUAUCACCGUAGUUGGAAAAGCAUCCAACCUGAACCAUCCGUGCACACGAAAGCUUCAAUGGAUGACAUCGGCCUCCGCGAGAACACGCUGGCAGGCCAACUGUACCACGAGCAGAAAGAGGACCUUCAUCAUAUCCAUAUUGACAAGGGGCUGGUUGAGAGCAUACAUACACAACUGCUGGUCUUGGCCACAGGUAGUGGCAAUGCCAACCACUUUAAUGACCAGGUCUCUGUCCCAUUAUAA
Messenger RNA from Monascus purpureus, 882 nucleotides. The record is from the annotation of a GenBank genome assembly. Lineage: Eukaryota; Fungi; Ascomycota; Eurotiomycetes; Eurotiales; Aspergillaceae.